Molecule: messenger RNA, 909 nt
Organism: Iphiclides podalirius (scarce swallowtail)
Lineage: Eukaryota; Metazoa; Arthropoda; Insecta; Lepidoptera; Papilionidae
Source: the annotation of a GenBank genome assembly
AUGAAUGUUCUGUUGCAGUACAGCGACGGAUGCGGUUCUGGCAGGUCUUCGCCCAGGGAACGCUGGCCCGAGCGUUGGCGGAGAGACGAGAGAAACUACGGCUCGCUAGGUUGGCGCGAGAGCAGACGACGACAGGAGAUGAGGCAAAGCGAAGAUCCAAACGACCGCAGAUAUGGAUCGACCUUAGGGUGGCCGGGUCGUCGGUCUACGACGAGCGCGUCCCGCCGCGAUGCCGACCGUGACUCGCGCGACUCCGCCGUGACCCGCGCGACUCAGGCCGUGACUCGCGCGACUCUGGCCGCGACACGGGCCGUGACACGCGCGACUCGCGUGACUCCCGCGACUCACUCACGCGACUCCCGCCGCAGGAGCAGGCGCGACGACCGCCCGCGCAGGGACUACCGCUUCUCCAACGACUUCUCGCCUAGGGAGCGCGACCACACCUCGCCCUUCGAAAACGACUUCCAAGACACACCCACGCUCGGUGGGAAGAAGAGGACGCCCUACUCUACUUUGGAGGGGGCCAGGUUCGCCUUCGAGCCGGAGGACGUCGCCGCGUCGCCCGCUUCCGCGAGCCGCGACGCCGACUCGCCGGCGGCGCGCUCCCGCUUCGACUCCGACUCGGUGUCGCCGCGCUCCGCGUUCGAGGACGACUUCGCGGCGACGGCGCCCCACCGCGCCGCCUCCAUAGCGGAGGAGGAGGAGGACGAGGGGCCGCUGCCGCUGAGGGCGCGGCCGCCGCUCGCGCCGCCGCCGCAGCGCCGCGACAUCAAGAAGUCCGACUCGGUGAACAUAUUCACGCGCGGCUCGGACCCCUUCGAGGGCGACGCGUUCUUCGCGUGCACCGGCUCGGACAGGGCGGCGAGGCGCGACAACUGGCCCGGCGACUUCCGCGGCUUCGACAACGCC